Chaetomium fimeti is the source of this 412-nucleotide messenger RNA. RefSeq lists its product as uncharacterized. The transcript is spliced from 3 exons. The record is from RefSeq and is a predicted model, not a curated record. The coding region runs from base 95 to 364 and encodes 89 amino acids. Lineage: Eukaryota; Fungi; Ascomycota; Sordariomycetes; Sordariales; Chaetomiaceae.
UUCUUUCCCUCGUCCUCCGCAUCUCUUCUCCUGCCAUAAGCUGCCACAUCAGACGCCGCGGCAACUUCUCUAUCAUCAUCAUCACUUGUUAAACAUGUCCGGUGAAUUCGAAGCCGCCAGUGCCGAAGGCCUCAUGCGAGGAAUGGGAUCAUGGGCCGAAGCAGCACUAGGUGUAUGGGUCGAGACAGCUCCCGGCAUUACAGUCGGGCCCGUGAUCAUCCCCAUCGCCCUUAUAUCUUCCCGGGCAAUGCUCAACCCCGAAACAAGCACGGAGGGGCUUCCGGUGUAUUGCCCUGCUGGGUCCCCGGCUCGGGCGUACUGCAGACUCGGAUAUGGUUGGGGUAACAACUGGCACUGGCUUUAAGCGGCCGAUGACGUUCAUGUCAACGGAGUCGGCACGGUCACGUUUGGG